Molecule: messenger RNA, 2136 nt
Organism: Prunus armeniaca (apricot)
Lineage: Eukaryota; Viridiplantae; Streptophyta; Magnoliopsida; Rosales; Rosaceae
Source: the annotation of a GenBank genome assembly
AUGGAGGCCAAACCCAAAGAAGUAGAAGAAGUUGAAACAUGCAGUGAAGAUGCAGAGGAUCAUCCUCAACGAGGAGGCUGGAAAACCUUCCCCUUCAUUUCGGGAAGUGUGCUGGGUCUGUCCGUAGCAGCUGGCGGGUGGGCAUCGAACUUGAUAGUAUUUCUGAUAACAAAAUUCAACGUGAAGAGCUUAAGCGCAACACAGAUCAAUAACAUCAUCCUUGGUACCAACAAUCUCUUACCCAUUGCCGGAGCCUUCAUUGCCGAUUCCUUCUUGGGGUCUUUCUCUGUCGUCUCCAUUUUUUCCUUCAUUUCUCUGCUGGGCAUGAUCAUGUUAACCCUCAUAGCUACAAUACAUUCCUUGAGGCCUUCAUCAUGUCCACCUGGCUCACUUACAUGUGAAGGUCCAUCGAAGUUUCAAUACUCAGUCCUCUACGCAGCAUUAACCCUAGCUUCCCUAGGGCUUGGAGGAACUCGCUUUACAAUUGCAACCAUGGGAGCUGACCAGUUUAGAAAGCCCCAAGACCAAGGGGUUUUCUUCAAUUGGUAUUUCAUGGCCCUGUAUGUUGCCAACGUCAUCAGCUUCACCGCCAUCAUCUAUGUGCAGGACAACGUGGGAUGGGGAUUAGGGUUUGGGAUUUGCUUCAUCGCAAAUGUUAUUGGGUUAUUGGUGUUUUUGUUGGGGAAACGAUUUUACAGGCAGGUUAAACCAAAGGGUAGCCCCUUCAUGAGCAUAGCACGAGUUUUGGUUGCAUCAGUUUGGAAAAUGAAGAUAUCAUUGGCUGCUUCAAGAGACUCGGACUACUUUUAUGGAGAUGGGGCUUUGGCUGACAAUACAGUUCCAACUAAAGCUUUCAGAUUCUUGAAUCGUGCAGCGCUAAAAAUUGAAGAAAACAAGCAAUUUGAUGGCUCAUAUGAAAAAACAUGGAAGUUGUGCACUGUCAAAGAAGUGGAAGACCUUAAAACCCUAAUCAAAAUCAUGCCACUAUGGUCUACUGGCAUCUUUCUAAGCACUCCAAUAGGUAUUUCUAGUAGCCUCACUAUACUCCAAGCCCUAACUAUGGACAGGCACCUUGGCCCACAUUUCACAAUCCCUGCUGGUUCAUUCUUAGUUUUCAACCUCCUAGCCACAACCAUCUCCAUUUUCAUAGUUGAUCGCUUCAUACUACACAAAUUUAGAGCCCUCCAACGAAUAGGAAUUGGUCAUGUGAUCAACAUUGUUGCACUGGUUGGAUCAGCCCUAAUCGAAAGGAGACGAUUAGAAGUGGUAAGAGCACAUAACCUCACGAAUCAGCCCGGGAUGGUGGUGCCCAUGUCAGCCUUAUGGCUCGUGGCACCACUGUCGGUUGUGGGAAUUGGUGAGGCAUUCCAUUUCCCUGGACAAGUUGCACUUUACUAUGAAGAAUUUCCAAAACCUCUGAAAAGUACUUCCACGGCUAUGAGCUCAUUGUUGAUUGGAAUUGGGUAUUAUCUCAGCACUGCAAUCACGGAUUUGGUAGACCGGACAACAGGAUGGUUACCAAAUGAUAUAAAUCAAGGGCGGCUGGAUAAUGUGUUUUGGAUGCUGGCUGUGAUUGGAGUGAAAGCAAGGAAUAAUACUCUUAAAGCCAAAAUAAAUUACUUAAACUGGAGUUGCGCUCCAGUCCUUGGUGAACUUGGUUCUCAUGGUGAUUUUGAUUUACGCACGUAUUGCGUUGCCCAAACAUGCUUCCCAUUGAUGAAAAUUGGCCUUGCUUUUUCCGUUAAGAACAACUGGAAUGGGGGAAGCAGAAUGAACCACAAGACGGCUGUACAGAGGUUGCUCCUCAGUAGGCACUUCUUUUAUAAAGACACCAUCAAUGAAGUUCCCAAAUUCAAUAUCCACCAAAUUUUUUUUUCCAAUUUUAAUAUAGAACGUGGAAUGGGGAAUGUCCUAGUUGCAGUUGGUGGUGUCGACAUGGAAGUCCUCCUUUUGAAUGCGGUUCAAGGUGGAGAGUCACGCAUUUUUGUGCACAAAGUUGUACUCCUUGGGCGCAUGCUCAAGCCACAUCCACACGAUCAUGACCUUGGUAGACUCGCCCGGGUCACAGCCCAGGGCGAAUAUGAAGUGGGAAAAGAGCUUGCGGUCAAACGUUGUGAAACAGAGGGCAAAUUUUAG